Molecule: messenger RNA, 1312 nt
Organism: Aphanomyces astaci
Lineage: Eukaryota; Oomycota; Saprolegniomycetes; Saprolegniales; Verrucalvaceae
Exons: 1
Coding region: 104-1168 (354 amino acids)
Biological process (GO): zinc ion transmembrane transport
Cellular component (GO): plasma membrane
Molecular function (GO): zinc ion transmembrane transporter activity
Source: RefSeq, a predicted model, not a curated record
GUCGGACAAAAAACGUCUGUUCUUGAUAUCGGAAUCGGAACCUACAUCGAACUUGUUCAUUUUCGUAAUUCCACACGACGACCACAAUCCCACUACUAACGUCAUGGUGUCGAACGCUUUUGUGACCACAACGCUGCUGCUGGCACUGGCGGCAACUACUGUCCACGCCGACGACGCUGUAGGAACAAUCCCCGACGACUGCGGGGUCGUGCUAGGCAAGGACGACAUCUACGACCAGAAGCUGCACAUCGCGGCGAUCUUUAUCGUGUUUGGCGUGUCCAUCUUUGGCAGUUUCCUGCCCGUCGUGAGCUCGUACGUGUCGUGCCUUCGCAACAGCCAAAAGCUCUUGUCCCUGCUCAACUCGUUCGGGUUCGGGGUCGUCAUUGCGACUGCGUUCAUCCACAUGAUCCCCGCGGCCAUGGAAACGUUGGGGAACCCGUGCUUGAACAUGGGAUACCCUGGACUAGCCAUGGUCAUAGUGGUCGGCACCGUCUUUGCCAUGCAAGCGCUCGAAACGGAACUCGUGCUCAUGCUCACCAACACCGACAAACCCGGCAUUAACUCGGCCGACACGUCGAUCGAGACCGCCGCCGUCGUCGUCUCGUCGCCCGUCGCCGGCGACUACCAUCAGCAUCACCACCACCACAGCCACGGCGGCGGAGAACACGACCUCAAAUCCAGCGACACCCGCAAGAAGAUCAACGUGCUGAUCUUUGAAAUCGGCGUUGCCAUCCACUCGGUGAUCAUUGGGCUCAACUUGGGCGUAGCCACGGGCGACGGGUUCACGACGCUGCUCGUGGCCAUUUGCUUCCACCAGUUCUUUGAGGGUGUCGCUGUCGGUUCGUCCGCGGUGACCGCCUUCUCGAACGUCCGCACGUCCAUCGUCACAGCCGUCGCGUACUCGCUCACGACGCCCCUGGGUAUUGCCAUUGGGAUUGCAGUCAACACCUCGUACAGCGAAACGUCUUUGACGUCGUUGUGGGUGCGCGGUGUCUUGGAUGCCGUCGCGGGGGGCAUCUUGGUGUACACUGGGAUUGUGGAAUUGCUCACGUAUCAGUACACGAUCAGCCACGAGUUCCACGCCAAGUCGGGGGGCCUCCGAUCUCUCCACUACCUCUUCUUGUGGCUCGGCGCUGGGGCCAUGGCUAUCAUUGGCAAGUGGGCUUAAGUUUAGAAAAGGAAACAUAGAAAAACGUACAGUAUUUAGAUGCUAUACUGGAAGCAGCAAUCAAUCUCGCGAUGAGUUGUUCACAAGGCGUACCAAAUGAUUUUGAAUUCAAGGCGAUAUAUCCUGAUAUUAAGGAAACCAACG